Molecule: messenger RNA, 792 nt
Organism: Miscanthus lutarioriparius
Lineage: Eukaryota; Viridiplantae; Streptophyta; Magnoliopsida; Poales; Poaceae
Source: the annotation of a GenBank genome assembly
AUGUCAACACCACUGCCGCAGCCGCAGCUGAAGAAGAAGAAGGUUUUCUCGCUGAAGCUGGCUAGAGCUCCUCCAGCUCCCAUGAACGCUCAUGGGGGGUUGGUACAGCUGUAUGGGUACAUCGCCGCACGAGACGACGUCGACUCGAAGCUCAACUACGUGUUCAGACACGGCAGGGACGAUCCGAUCGCCGUGCCCCUGCCCGCGCGGCAAGGCUCUCCCAUUGAGAUGACCGGCCCUAAGAGAGGCAUCGUGCUUAACUGCGACGUCCUCUUGGAGUUCGACAUGAGGAUCAAGAACGGGGACAGGGAGGAAGACGAUGCGCAGCUGAUCGACGGGAUGACGGAGUUCUACGAGAUGCACAUGACGGGCAAACCGAGCACCGUCCGCAUCAACGGCGACGCCGGCGGCGCCGUGGACAUGUCGCUGAGCAAUGUUUACGGAUUCGAGGCCACGGUUGAGGUUGCCAUAUCCGAGGUGGGAGAUGACGCGUUCGAUUUCUCUCUCGGUUGUGCUGUUUCGACGAUGCCGGGUGUGGCACACAAGGAGUUUCAGCUCUUCGGUGGCCAUGUCGCUGAACCCUGUGGUUUGAGGAGGUUUGUGGUCGCUGUCUCGAUGGAUACUGUGAUGCAUCUGAAGUUAAAGGCGGUAGAGCAGAACAAUGGCGUCGUCUCGAAUGUUGUUGAGCGUUGUUGUUCCUUUGAAGCUAAGGCGCAUGGAUGUGCCAGCAAUGAUGUAAAACUUGAUGGUCUCGCUUCUGGCUCGGUGAAGGUGACUUGGUCGGCCGUCUGA